Knipowitschia caucasica is the source of this 1668-nucleotide messenger RNA. The record is from the annotation of a GenBank genome assembly. NCBI's taxonomy places the organism in Eukaryota, Metazoa, Chordata, Actinopteri, Gobiiformes, Gobiidae.
AUGAACAGCCACCCUCCGCCUCGCAGGGCCAUUAACGUGGGCUCCAUCCUGCUGACCCCACAGGAGAACGAGUGCCUGUUCAGCUACUUGGGAAGGAAAUGUGCAUCUCUGUGCUCGGCCGUGGUCCAGGUGUAUGCGGCGGAUCGCAGCUGCUCGUGGGUCAAGAGAUGCUGCGGAGUGGCCUGUCUGGUCAAAGACAACCCCCAGAGGUCCUACUUCAUCCGGGUGUUCGACAUCAAGGAAGGAAAAACAAUGUACGAACAGGAGCUUUAUCACAACUUUUCCAUAAGCAGUCCGAGAUCCUACUUCAUCACAUUUGCAGGCGAUACCAGUCAGAUCGGCCUCAACUUUGCGAGCGAGGAGGAGGCAAAGAGGUUCCGCGCCGCCAUCAACGACCUCCUCAAUCGGCGACAGAGGAAAACGGAGAAAAGGAGUGACCCUAGAAAUGGUCCGGCGCUGCCCAUGGCCACAGUGGACAUCAAGAACCCAGAGAUCAACAACAUCCGCUUCCACAACUCUCACCACGGCCACCACCACCACCACCACCACCAGCAGCAGCCGCAGCCGCCCCAGCCGCAGUCCCAGCCCCAGUCCCAACACUACCACCUCAACAACAUGCUCAGCCACAGCGCUCUCAACAGGAAGGACAAGAAGAGCAAGGGCAAGAAGAAGAAACUGACCAAAGCCGACAUCGGGACGCCCAGCAACUUCCAACACAUCGGUCACGUGGGCUGGGACCCGAACACCGGCUUUGAUUUGAAUAACCUGGACCCCGAGCUGAAGAACCUGUUUGACAUGUGCGGGAUCUCGGAGGCGCAGCUCAAAGACAAAGAAACGUCGAAAGUCAUCUACGACUUCAUCGAGAAGAAAGGGGGAGUGGAGGCUGUGAAGAACGAGCUCCGGAGGCAAGCGCCUCCUCCUCCCCCAUCGCGUGGCGGAGCUCCUCCCCCUCCCCCUCCUCCCCCCCAUCACACCACGACAGCGCCUCCUCCUCCCCCGCCUCCGUCCCGGGGCAGCCGCGGCGCUCCACCACCUCCUCCGCCCUCCCGAGCGCCCGCCGCCGCCCCGCCUCCCCCUCCGCCCUCUCGGCCUGGAGCUCUCGGGGCUCCUCCUCCUCCUCCCCCUCCACCGUCACGCGGCCACCAGCUCCACCACCAGCCUCCCCCUCCGCCUCCCCCGUCACACGCUCACCACACCCCACCUCCUCCGCCGCCGCCUCCGUCGCAGCAGCAGUCCUCUCCAGCAGCCCCGCCUGCCCCACCGCCACCUCCACCUCCACCCCCAGGACCGCCUCCACCCCCAGAGAUGGACGGGGGAGGGGGGGACAGCCCUCAGUCACCCGCCCCGCUGGGAGGGGGAAAGUCGGCCCUGUUGGAGCAGAUCCGAGGUGGGACGCAGCUCAAGAAGGUGGAGCAGAACAACAAACCGGUGCCCGCCUCCAACACGGGACGAGACGCUCUGCUGGACCAGAUCCGACAAGGAAUCCAGCUCAAGACCGUGUCCGAUCUGCCCGAGUCCAGUCCCCCCACCGGGGCGCCCACCGCAGGCAUCGUGGGCGCGCUCAUGGAGGUCAUGCAGAAGAGGAGCAAAGCCAUUCAUUCUUCAGACGAAGACGAAGACGACGACGAGGAUGAAGACUUCGACGACGACGAUGAAUGGGAGGACUAG